AUGCCUCUCUACGAGGUAUCUCACGCCACCCCUCUAAGCCAAGGCCAGAGGGAUCAGCUCGCCGAGUCCAUCACCGCAAUACACAGCACCAAGUUCACCGUCCCGAGAAUGUUCAUCAACGUCAUCUUCACAGACUCAUCAAACACCCCAACCUACGUCGGCGGGAAACAACGCAAAUCAAACCGCAUCGUCGGGCGCGUCCGCCGGGGAUCCUCCCGGACGCAGGAGGACUUCAGCUCGUUAUGCUACGAGAUCCGAGCCGCGUGGGCUCAAAUCGUGCACCCGGAGACGGCAGAUGAGGGAGGCAAGCUGCCGCCUCAGGAUCUGGAACUGAGGUCGGUCUUUAUUACCGGGGAGCUCAUCGCCGGGUUGAAAGCCAGUUUCAGGACACCAUCGGCUGGCGAUGAGCUUGCGUGGGCUGAGGAGAAUUACGCAGCGUUCAAGGAGAGGGCAGAGGCGGGAGAUGAGGAUUUUGCGGAUCUUGUUGCUGAGAUUCAAAGUUGGCCAGAGUUUGAGUUUUGA
Molecule: messenger RNA, 522 nt
Organism: Colletotrichum abscissum
Lineage: Eukaryota; Fungi; Ascomycota; Sordariomycetes; Glomerellales; Glomerellaceae
Exons: 2
Coding region: 1-522 (173 amino acids)
Source: RefSeq, a predicted model, not a curated record